This is a messenger RNA of Labeo rohita (rohu), 7206 nucleotides long. RefSeq names its product membrane-associated phosphatidylinositol transfer protein 2. The record is from RefSeq and is a predicted model, not a curated record. NCBI's taxonomy places the organism in Eukaryota, Metazoa, Chordata, Actinopteri, Cypriniformes, Cyprinidae. Gene Ontology annotation, biological process: phospholipid transport. Gene Ontology annotation, molecular function: phosphatidylinositol binding; phosphatidylcholine intramembrane carrier activity; metal ion binding. Gene Ontology annotation, cellular component: cytoplasm.
ACGUUUCUUACGGCAGCCUAAGGUCUGAGAAAUGAGCUCGGCUCCUUCUCUCUGAUGCACUCGAGCUAAGGGCCGUCCUGGUGGAUUUGCCCCUGACCCAGCGGAGCGUUUCCAGCCCCAGCCCCGCUCCACGGCCAACAUGCUGAUCAAAGAGUACCGCAUCCCCAUGCCCAUGAGCGUGGAGGAGUACCGCAUCGCUCAGCUCUACAUGAUUCAGAAAAAGAGUCGUGAAGAGAGCGAAGGCGAGGGCAGCGGGGUGGAGAUCCUAGAGAACCGACCCUACACGGACGGCCCAGGUGGCUCUGGUCAAUACACCCAUAAGGUGUACCACAUCGGCCAACACAUCCCAAGCUGGUUUCGCUCCAUCUUGCCAAAAGCCGCUCUUCGUGUGGAAGAGGAAUCCUGGAACGCCUACCCAUACACCCGCACACGCUACACGUGUCCUUUCGUCGAAAAGUUUUCCAUCGAUAUCGAGACGUACUACAAGCCGGACACGGGCUGCCAGAACGACGUCUUCAACAUGUCCUCGGCCGAAAAGCGCCAGCGGGAUAUAGAUCCCAUCGAUAUUGUGAAUGAAUUCAUUGCCCCUCAUGAGUACCUGGCUGAGGAAGACCCGAAGCUCUACAAGUCAUAUAAAACCCAGCGGGGACCCCUGUCUGACGACUGGAUCUCAGAAAUCAACAACAACCCAGGCAAAUUGCCCGUCAUGUGCGCUUACAAGUUGUGCAAAGUGGAGUUUCGAUACUGGGGCAUGCAGUCCAAGAUCGAGCGCUUCAUUCACGACGUGGGGCUGAGGAAGGUGAUGGUGCGCGCUCAUCGGCAGGCCUGGUGUUGGCAGGACGAGUGGUACGGUCUGACCAUGGAGGACAUUCGGCAGCUGGAGCUGGAGACGCAGCUGGCUCUGGCUCAGAAGAUGGCGCAGUACAGCUGCAACGAGGAGGGCGGCGAGAACAACGGCGCCGUCACCAGCCCAGAGAAAGAGCACGAAGCCAAGGAGGCCAUCAGCUCCAUCGAAGCCGAAGGGACGACGAGGACCAUGGGGGACACGCUGCAGGCGCGAGGAGAGCUGACCAAGCAGUGGUCCACCUCUUCCAGGUCCUCACGUUCCUCGAAGAGAGGGGGAAGUCCUUCACGUCACAGCAUUUCUGAGUGGCGCAUGCAGAGCAUCGCCAGAGAUUCGGAGGACAGCACAGACGACGAGUUCUUUGACGCUCAUGAGGACCUCUCUGACAACGAGGAGAUCUUUCCCAAGGAGAUCACCAAAUGGAACUCCAACGAUCUGAUGGAUAAAAUCGAGACGGCGGAGACAGAGGAAACCCAGGGUGACUAUCAAGAAUCGGGUGGAGACUUUUCUGGGACUGCCAACGUGGAGCGACUCAACGAGGACUGCUCCUCACAGCAGUGCUUACAGCCGUCCAAGAUCCACGUCCUCAUCCUGGUCCUGCACGGCGGCAACAUCCUGGAUACGGGCAGCGGGGACCAGAACAGCAAGCAGGGUGACGUCAACACCAUCAGCGGCGCGUUCGAUGCUGUGAUGCGGGUCCAUUACCCCGCUGCUUUGGGUCGCAUCGCCAUCCGCUUGGUCCCUUGUCCGGCCGUGUGUGUUGAGGCCUUCUCUCUGGUGUCAAAUUUGAGUCCCUACAGCUAUGACGAAGGCUGCCUCUCCAACAGUCAGGAUCACAUCCCUCUGGCCGCCCUGCCCCUAUUGGCCACCUCUGCACCACAGUACCAGGACGCCGUGGCAACGGUCAUAGUGCGAGCCAAUCAGGUCUAUGGUGACUUCAUCAAAUCCCUGGAGGGAGCCACUUUCACUGGACAGGUGUGUCUGAUUGGUGACUGUGUGGGAGGCAUUCUGGGAUUUGAUGCUCUCUGCAGCAGCAACAUCACCGUGUCAGAGAGUCAAAACAGCAGCCGACGUGGCAGCAUUGUCAGUGUGCAGGACAAUGACCUGCUGUCACCAGGGAUCAUUAUAAACAGCUCUCACUGCACAGGCUCGGGCUCGGGCUCGGGCUCGGGCUCGGGUUCGGGUUCGGGCUCGGGUUUGUCUCUGGAGGGCAGUCGGCACCUCAGCCGCAGUAAUAUAGACAUUCCACGCUCCAGCGGUCCGGACGACCCCAAAAAACAGCUGCCCCGCAAACGCAGCGACUCCUCCACCUACGAGCUCGACACCAUCAAACAGCAUCAGGCCUUCCUGACCAGUCUACACUCCAGCGUUUUAAGGAACGAUCCGGGUUCGCGUCGGUCCAGCAGCAGUACCAUGCUGGAGGGAGGAGGCGCUUUGGGAAAGUUUGACUUCGAAGUAUCCGAUUUCUUCCUCUUCGGAUCUCCGCUCGGCCUGGUCCUCGCUCUGAGGAAGACCGUCGUCCCUUCUUUGGAUGUGGCUCAUCUUCGUCCGGCGUGCCAGCAGGUUUACAACCUGUUCCACCCGGCGGAUCCCUCCGCUUCGCGUCUGGAGCCCCUGCUGGAAAAGCGCUUCCACCUGAUGCCUCCAUUUAGCGUGCCGCGAUACCAGCGUUUCCCGCUGGGUGAUGGCCAGUCGGCGCUGCUGGUGGAAACCAUCCAGAGUAACCCUCACCUCCUGUUGGAGAGUGUGAGCUGUGCCGCCCAGCGCUGUCAGGAUGGCAUCAGCGAGACUUCCAUUCCCGUCCCUGUGCUCAACUGGCAAGCCAUGCCGGCCCCCGCCGAGUCGGACGCGAUGCAGUCUCACAGCAUCAUGUUUGCGGAUCACUCCAAUCCUUCGUCUCCGGCAUCCAUUCCUGCCUUCCGUGGGGCGCGCAGAGCCAGCGAGACCAGCAUCGCCAGCCAGGUGUCGGGGUUAGCGGACAGUUACACCGCCUCCAACAUCGCCAACAUAGCGCAAGCAUGCCAACUUAGCCUCUCCAAAAAGCUCAGUCUUUUGUCCCAAUUGGCCCUUCCCUAUAAUAAAAGCGGUUCCCGAAGCCCUUCCCCCAAAUCCAGCAAAGCGCAAAAUAAGCCGCAGAUAGAAAGGCAGGAUUCCAGCUGUUUGGAUGAUUCAGAGCAGAGCGUCUCUCUAGGCUUUGAGCCCUCACCCUCGCUCGCCUCAGACCCGCCAUCACCAUGUGUCCCGCUGGACAUCGAGCAAGUCGCUGCACGCUGGUGGGGCACGAAGCGCAUUGAUUUCGCCCUCUAUUGUCCUGAUGCUUUGACUGCGUUCCCCACCGUGGCUCUACCUCACCUCUUUCACGCCUCCUACUGGGAAUCCACGGACGUUGUGUCUUUCCUGCUCCGACAGGUAAUGAGGCAUGAGAACUCCAGCAUUUUGGAGCUCGAUGGGAAGGAGGUGUCAGAAUUCACUCCGUCCAAACCGCGGGAGAAGUGGAUAAGGAAGAGGACCCACGUGAAGAUCAGGAACGUUACGGCAAACCACCGUGUGAACGAUGCCGUAUUUACGGAGGACGGCAAUCAGGUGGUCACGGGACGCUUCAUGUACGGCCCGCUGGACAUGGUCACGCUGACAGGAGAGAAGGUGGACAUCCACAUCAUGACCCAGCCUCCGUCCGGUGAGUGGGUGUACUUCAGCACAGAACUGACCAAUAGCAGCGGCCGGGUUUUCUACACCAUUCCCGAGAGCAAGCGGCUGAGCAUCGGCGUGUAUCCGGUCAAAAUGGUGGUCAGGGGCGACCACACAUCUGCUGACAGUUACCUGACUGUGCUGCCGCGCGGGACCGAGUUUGUCGUGUUUAGCAUCGACGGCUCUUUUGCUGCUAGCGUGUCCAUCAUGGGCAGCGACCCUAAAGUGCGAGCAGGAGCGGUUGAUGUGGUCAGGCACUGGCAGGAUCUGGGUUACCUGAUCGUGUACGUGACGGGGCGUCCAGACAUGCAGAAGCAGCGUGUGGUGGCUUGGCUUUCACAGCACAACUUCCCUCACGGGAUCGUGUCCUUCUGUGACGGGCUCGUACACGACCCCCUCCGACACAAAGCCAACUUCCUCAAGUCUCUCAUCACAGAGGCACACAUGAAGAUCUUUGCUGCCUACGGCUCCACUAAGGACAUCUCUGUGUACACGUCACUGGGUCUGCCGCCAUCGCAGAUCUACAUCGUAGGGAGACCAACGAAGAAAAUGCAACACCAGUGUCAGUUCAUUGCCGACGGCUACGCGUCCCACCUGUCCCAGCUGGAGUACAAUCAGCGAUCGAGACCCGCCAAAACCGGCAGCACUCGCAUGGUCCUGCGUAAAGGCAGCUUCGGGCUUGGCGGCAGCGGGGAUUUCCUGCGGAAGCGCAAUCACCUGCUGCGCACCAUUUCCUCGCAACCCACGUCCUCCACACCGCCCGUGCAAAUAGGACGUCCCGAACGCGCGCAGAGCCAAUCAGAAUGCGACCGCGAGCGGGCCGAACGUGCCCAGAGGAGCAUGAGCAUUGCCGCCGGCUGCUGGGGCCGACCCAGCAAACUCGAGGGCGGAGCCCUGAGCCCGAAAUAGGCUCCACCCACCGGGUCCAAAAUUCCGGAGGCACGUCAAUCUGGAGGCUGCAGUAUCGGACACGACGAAAUCUCACAGUAUUACAACAAACUCUGUGAGGAAACCUCACGGCAUUGCAUGGGAAUUGUUUUUCGUCAUGUUUUCUUUUCGUUUUGAAUCCGGCAGCCAAACACUUUCCAGAAAUCUAGCGCCUUAAGCAUCGCUCUGGGUCGCGGCCCUCGCCUCUGACUUGAUUGAAUGUACUGUCGGGACUGAAAAACGGAUCGCUCGGGUGGGUACGGACUUCUCCCGCUUCUCCUAUCAUUCCCCUUCCGGUGUCCCCACACAUGUAAAUACGUGCCUCCUCUUACCUGCUCAGGGCAGCCAUGAACUCGAGGAGCUGCUAAGACCCAGAGGCCAUUUCACAUCGGUUUCCGUCGGGCCGGCCCGUCCCGUCCCGGCAGCCUCUCCAAAUCUGAUCCCAGCAGCAUUUGGCAAUAAGGAUCAAAUCCCGUCACACUCCGUCUGCAGGCCUUAACUUCGCAUUCAAAGCACGAACGAACUCUCAAAGGAACAACUAUCCCUUUACAAGGCCAUCUGCUCGCAAUACCUCCGGCAUGGGCUGCCGGGUCACGUUUCUUUCGUUCUCGCCGUUUCGUUCACUUCUGAGCCACCGAACGCGAUCGUAAGCACACGUAAGCCACAUCCGCUGAAGUGAAACUUUUUUUCUGCUGCUGCUGUAUUUGCAUGUCGGACAGUUUUUCCAAGGUUUCGGCUUAAUCAUUUCCUCUCGAAAUCCUUUGCACUCGUUUCCGCCGACGGCCAAAACGAUUCAUUUCGAAAGCUGUAGUUCUGCAACUGCAUAACCUCAUUGUUUUUUUGCACUAGUGGAAUAGUGGAGGUCCUUGUUACCAUCUCAUGUCGCUACAUAACGUUGGCGUGUAGUACAUGACCCUUUUAUUUAUGGCAGGGUAUUUAUAUAUAGGAAACGGCGACAAAACGCAAGCAAAGUGCCAAACCAGGCAGAUCAUAGGAACUCGAAUACUUUUCCGAUGCAUUGUAGCAACAUCCCCCAAGCGUUUCGAUGGCACAUGUAUAAUGUUUUUAAAAUUUUAGAUCAUUUUAGAUCAACUUCAGUCCUUUAAAACGUUCAGUUAUCUAUGAUAUUGUCCAUAUGUUCAUAUGUAAGUGAUUGAGGUAUAUAGAAAUUGUGCUUUUAAUUUUCGCGAUUUUAGAUGGGACGGCAUGAAACCGCGGUUUGUUUCUGUAUCACAAACACACUGGAAUAGCCAUGCUGCAUGUGCGGUCUCGAACCGGGAGGCUUCGAACGCAAGCCGGGAUGUUCUGAAUGGGACUUCAAACAGUGUAGAUACUGUAAAGAUGUAAAUUUCACUAUAUAGGAUAUGUUACAGUCAGAAUUUAUUUAUUUCUGUAGCUUCAUAAGAUGGAUAUUUCAGGUUUCCAUGUGUUGCUUUAUUCUUUCGUCCAACAGUUCUGAAUGCUUCUUUUAACGGACCAAUGACGUGUCUCCUUGUGCAUAAUCGUUGACAGUGUUUCCGUAGCAAAACUCUAGACGACGACGACGCCACCGCCACCGCACGGACAAUCAGUUCAGCAAGGAGCACGUGUACAACAACAACAACGCUCUCUUAUUCUGGAGACCUCACGCUCUGGAAACCGAUUUGUCGCUUUGAAAUUUCCACGUAAUGUGAAUCGGAAUUGUGAAUGUGGUUCUGUGAGAAAUUCGAGAAACUCGGUGCUGCACAAUGGCAUUCGGACUGGUGUUACUAGUCUUCACAGGUAAAGUUUUAACGCGUCUAGUUUGGUACUAGACAUCAGGGUUCUCAAUUGAAUAUGCUGAAAGGUUUGUGAACUUGAUAUAUCUACUGUAGGUCAUCUUGGCUGUUGGUUUAUGAUUUGAAUGUUAACCACUGAACAAAUUCUCAGUCUGGAAAUGGCAUAUUUCCGUUACGUUAUUCCAAACACACACUCUCCUACUUCUUCUACCUGUUUUCAAGCUACUUUCCACCAAUGUUGGGCAAGCUGAUGCGCUCCGUUGAGUUUUAUUUCCAAACUGUAGAUGCAUCGCAGGGAAUCGUACCACGACAUCAACAUUCGUGCCACAGUUUUUACACAGCAAGCAUCUGGCGUGCGAGUAUUAUAUCCUCAGAUAAAGCAGAUUAUAGCCACUUUUGUACUUUGCAUGUCACAGAAGAGCUUUCGUACACUUUCCUGUACUCUUCAAUAAUGGGCCACACUACAACCCUCCGAUUUAUAGUUAUUCCGAAUAUGCCGUUGUCUAUAUAAGAUCAUCAUAUCAAUUGUUACUACCAAAUAUUUAAAAGAUCCUAGCGUUAAUCCCAAAUCCAGUCGUAUUUUUUUAAAAACUGACAUAUAUUAAAAGACGUAUAAAUACUGGCAAAAUGUUGACAUCUGCAGUAUUUUUGGAGGUAUGUGAAUGGAUUAGCGUGCACAGAUGUGUUUCAUAACACAAGCUCGUUGGAUGAAAUUAUGGCGAAGUAUCUUGAAAAUAUCCUGUUUUGUGCCCAUCUUGUUUGUUGCCAAAACUUUCAGAUUGCUGUACAAAUCAUUUCAAACGAAUCACUUUCCCAGCUACUUUUCGAUGAUGAAUGGAGACGUACUGCAGGCUCAUUUUACACUCCUGUUGACGUACUGAUCUGGGCUGACUCGCUCCUUUACAGUUUUCUUACCAGGUCGGUGGUUCAGUGCUCUCAUAUGUAUAACUGUAUGUACUGUGGAUUAAAUACAGUUGGACAACUGUGCAA